CUUGACCCCGGCGUGGCGCGGAGCUCUGACGUCACCGGCGCGCGCCGCGGCUCGGGAUGCAGCGGGCGGCGAUCGGCGCGUGCGGGAGGGCCCCCCCGGCCCGGUUCUUCCGUGCUGCCCGCCCGGUGCUGGCGGCGGACAAGGAGGCGCUGCUGGAGCUGCGGCGGCGAACGGGGCUGCCCUUCGUGCAGUGCCGGGAGGCGCUGCAGCGCUGCGGGGGGGACCGCGGAAAGGCCGAGGCCUGGCUGCAGGAUCAGGCCCAGCAGAGGGGCUGGGCCCGGGCCAGCAUCCUCAGGGGGCGACCGACCCCCCAAGGGCUGGUGGGGCUGCUCCGGGAGGGGACAGCGGCUGCCAUGGUGGAGGUGAACUGUGAGACCGAUUUCGUGGCCAGGACAGGCGAGUUUCAGCAGCUGGUGGAGCUGGUGGCUGUGGCCACCAUGGGCCACUGCCGGGCCAGCAAACAGGCCACUGCCUGUGACAAGCACCUGCUGCAGGAGGAGGAGCUGAUGCAGCUGCGGGGAGAGCCGGGGGGGGCUCUGCUCAGGGAGCAACUGGCACUGGCCAUGGGGAAGCUGGGGGAGAAGCUGAACCUGCGCCGGGCCGGGUGGCUGCGGGUGCCAGAGGGGGAGGGGCUGGUGGCCACCUACACCCAUGGGUGGCUACCAACGGGCCCUGCCCCUGUGGUCAUGGGCACCUACGGGGCUUUGGUGGCCCUGGGGGUGACAGCAGAGGGGCCACCCCCCCCCCAAGCCACCCUGGAGGAGGUGGGGAGGAAGGUGGCUCAGCACGUGGUAGGGAUGGCACCCACCUCCUUGGGGACCCCCCAGGACCCUCCCGGGGGCGAGGGGGAGACGAGGCUGCUGGCCCAGGGGUUCCUGCUGCAACCCGAGGUGACCCUGGGGCAGUGGGUGCGGGAGCAGGGGGGGGCGGUGGCCGUGAGGGGCUUCCUGAGGUUCCAAUGUGGGGAGGAGACCGGGGAGGGGGAGGCACAGAGUGGGGAGGGGACCCGGGAUGUGACAACAGUGGCGGGAUAGGGUGAGGAAGGGGAGGUCCCCACGGACUGGGGACGGGGGGUCAGCCCCACAGGGUGGGGGGGGCUCAGGCCCACAGAUCGGGGGUGGUCAUGGAGGGGGUGUUACUGGGACCCCCCCCCCCCCCAUGUGUCCAUGGGUGAGACACAAUAAAGCUGUGAAGGAA
Apus apus (common swift) is the source of this 1197-nucleotide messenger RNA. It is a transcript of the gene TSFM, whose product is annotated as Ts translation elongation factor, mitochondrial. Bases 57 to 1034 code for a protein of 325 amino acids. The transcript is spliced from 6 exons. Gene Ontology annotation, biological process: mitochondrial translational elongation. Gene Ontology annotation, molecular function: translation elongation factor activity; protein binding. NCBI's taxonomy places the organism in Eukaryota, Metazoa, Chordata, Aves, Apodiformes, Apodidae. Gene Ontology annotation, cellular component: mitochondrial matrix. The record is from RefSeq and is a predicted model, not a curated record.